Molecule: messenger RNA, 1783 nt
Organism: Hevea brasiliensis (rubber tree)
Lineage: Eukaryota; Viridiplantae; Streptophyta; Magnoliopsida; Malpighiales; Euphorbiaceae
Product: sorting nexin 1
Exons: 11
Coding region: 281-1486 (401 amino acids)
Cellular component (GO): endosome
Molecular function (GO): phosphatidylinositol binding
Source: RefSeq, a predicted model, not a curated record
GUGCUGAAGUACACGCCACGUUGGUUGAGGACACAUGUCACAGCUUUAACCAAUGUCUCUCUAUCUCUCAUUGAGCUGCACGCUGCGUGUGCGUGACUCAGUUGACGAACGACCUGUGCGGUUGCUCUCUGCCUUUUGCUAGCCGGAAUAGCUCACUUCUUCGCCCGGCGUAUCACUUAUGUUGGCCAGACCCAUCAAUUCACCCUCCUCCGAUUCACUCUUUGGAUAAGAAACAGCCCGUUUCUGUUCUAUCGACUCCAGUGCAGUAGUAAACUAGGCCAUGAUUACCGCGCAGAGAAGCUCUUCGGGGUCUUCCCAUAGUCCUAGAUCUCCCUCAUCGCAGCCUUACUUGUCGAUUUCGGUGACUGAUCCUGUGAAAUUGGGCAAUGGUGUCCAGGCUUACAUCUCUUAUCGCGUCAUCACCAAGACAAAUUUUCCUGAAUACCAAGGGCCUGAAAAGAUUGUUAUUCGGCGUUACAGUGAUUUUGUUUGGUUACGUGACCGUCUUUUUGAAAAGUACAAAGGUGUUUUCAUUCCUCCACUUCCAGAGAAGAGUGCUGUAGAAAAGUUUCGUUUCAGUGCUGAAUUUAUUGAGUUAAGGCGUCAAGCACUAGAUGUAUUUGUCAAUAGGAUAGCCUUGCAUCAUGAGCUUCAGCAGAGUGAGGAUUUAAGAACAUUUUUGCAAGCGGAUGAAGAGACAAUGGAGAGAUUAAGGUCUCAAGAGACUGGUAUUUUUAAGAAGAAACCAGCUGAUUUGAUGCAAAUCUUCAAGGAGGUGCAAACUAAAGUGAGUGACGUCGUUCUUGGGAAGGAAAAACCGGUUGAGGAAUCAAAUCCUGAAUAUGAAAAGUUGAAAAACUACAUCUUUGAGCUUGAAAACCAUUUGUCUGAAGCUCAGAAACAUGCAUAUCGUCUUGUAAAGAGACACAGAGAAUUGGGGCAAUCUCUAUCAGAUUUUGGAAAGGCAGUGAAACUUCUUGGAGCUUGUGAAGGAGAUGCCCUCGGGAAGGCAUUUUCUGACCUUGGGGCUAAAGCAGAGACGUUAUCUGUUAGGCUUCAGAAGGAGGCCCAUCAACUUUUAAUGAAUUUUGAAGAACCUUUGAAAGAUUAUGUUCGUGCCGUGCAAUCUAUUAAACAGGCCACCAUAGCUGAAAGGGCCAAUGCCUUCAGGCAUCAAUGUGAACUGGCUGAAACAAUUAAGUUGAAGGAGAUAAAUCUUGACAAGCUCAUGUUGACACGAUCAGAUAAAGUGGGAGAGGCUGAGCUGGAGUACAGGGAGUUGAAGUUAGAGAGCGAGGAAGCAACAAGAAGAUUUGAGAAUAUUGUGCGAUUGAUGAAUGAAGAGAUGGUGCGUUUUCAAGAUCAGAAAACACUGGAUAUGGGAAUUGCUUUCCACGAAUUUGCGAAAGGACAGGCACGUUUGGCAAAUAACAUUGCAGAUGCUUGGAGAAGUCUCCUUCCUAAGCUUGAAGCAUGUUCGUCGUAAUGUGGAGAUGCCAAAAAGGGAGGACUAAGGAACUGUUCACAUUCUUGGUUCCAACUUCCAAGGAAUGGAAGGUGCAGCUUUUGUAUUGUAAAGACUUGUUACUUACAGGAGUUAGUUCAAGAUUUGCAAUUUAUGUUGUACAAAUUGGAAGCUAAUGGAAAAGGCUGAGUUCAUCCUCUGAUAUAUAAUUAAAAGGGAACAAAACAUGUGAAAUGAUCAAAAUGUAUCUCAAUCUUCAGACCCGUUGUCGAAAUUUUCUUCACAAGAAUUGAAUGAAUCAAUUAUAUAAUUAGUUAA